Theileria orientalis strain Shintoku is the source of this 1332-nucleotide messenger RNA. RefSeq lists its product as hypothetical. The transcript has a single exon. Lineage: Eukaryota; Apicomplexa; Aconoidasida; Piroplasmida; Theileriidae. Bases 1 to 1332 code for a protein of 443 amino acids. The record is from RefSeq and is a predicted model, not a curated record.
AUGGAGUUAAAAUUAGAAUCAUAUGGAUUCGCAGACGAUAGAGUACUGAGGUACCUGAACGGAGCAAUAAUAAAGGAAACACCAGUACAGCAUUACUUUACACUAAAAAAUACAAGACAAAAUGAAAUAAAAAAGGAAGGAGAAGAAGAAAAGGUGGAAGUAGAUGAUAAGUUCAUAUCGGAAUUGGAUAGAGUAAACUGCAGCAACUGGAACCUGCCAGCCUCGACAAUAUGCAUGGCCUCAACAAUGUCGAUGCAGAAGGAGUUCCCACUGGAGUGGGACGAGUCGAAGGUGGAUCAAAUCAACGGAUACAACACGCUGACGAAGAUAAAGGGCAUAUUCGACAGCCUGGAAAACAAGAAGCUCCAGCUGUCACACACAGUGAACAGGCAGGAAAGCAAGACGCUCAAGUACUCAAUAUUCAACAGAAACGAGAAGCUGGAGGAGCUGUCGGAGAAGUCGGCGCAGAUGGCGGAGAAGCUGAUGAAGAGCCUGAGCCUGCAGCUCAAGUACCUGGAGAUAAUAAAGGAGAUCAAGAAGGAGUUCAAGGUGCUAGCGAGUCACAGGAACCCAGUGGACCUGAGCACGCUGGACGUGGACUACCCGACGUCCUUCUCAAUCAACGUGCUGUUCUACGACGUGGCGUACCACGUGGUUAAGACGGGGCUGUUCAACUACAACAUUUUCACGCAGUUCGAGGAGAGGGAGGUGACCAAGUACGACAUGGAGUGGAACGAGCAGGAGAACGUGUGGGAGCUGUGGGAAGGGCACGGCGCAUCGCCGUUCUCGCCGCAGAUGGGACUUAUCUCGUACUACGAGGGCGAGGAGCUGCUGACGAGGCUCACGUUCCCGCAGAGCAUAUCGCAGUUCGUCGAGGAAAACUACAUGCUCUCGAUCAACGGGAGUGAGGCGCCGCUGUACACGGACACGACGAACAAGAUCAUGUAUCACCUGAGGAGGGCAAGGGCCUGCCUGAUCGACAGGUUCAUAUACUGUGUGCUGUGCCAGUACUGCUACUCGAGCGUGAAGCUGGGCAGGUACUUUUUGAAAAUAGGAGACUCCAGAGUGUUCAUCAAGUACAUAACCUCGGAGACGCUGUAUUUGGUGUGCGAAGGAGUGGACGUGGAGGUGUCGUACAGGCCUGGAGGCAGCGAGGAGGCGGGAGAGCCGAUGUGGAAGCUGCUAGUCGCGAAACUGCGAGAUCUGCACGUGCAAAACUGGAAGAGGCAGAGGUUCAUGCUAAGCAACAAGGUGGACAACCUGCUGGGAGAAUUCCUAAAAUACACAAUUAAGCUGAUAAGAUACAAAAACAGGCUCAAUAACGGUGGGUAA